Molecule: messenger RNA, 1176 nt
Organism: Lolium rigidum
Lineage: Eukaryota; Viridiplantae; Streptophyta; Magnoliopsida; Poales; Poaceae
Product: protein Brevis radix-like 2
Exons: 5
Coding region: 1-1176 (391 amino acids)
Source: RefSeq, a predicted model, not a curated record
AUGCUGGCCUGCAUCGCGUGCUCCGCAAAGGAAGGCGGGGAGGACGGCUCCCGUGCGGCGGCCACGCCUGCCGUCAAGUCGCUCACCUCACAGCUCAAGGACAUGGUGCUCAAGUUCUCCGGCUCCGGCAAGCAGUACAAAGCGACGGCCGGGAGCCCGUCCUUCAGGGGCAGGGGCUACGGCCGCCAUUACCCUGGCUUCAUCGACGACGCGACCUUCACGCCGGCGAGCAGGUCCGCCGUCGACGGCGCGUACGCGAGCAGCAGGGCGGGCGCAGCGGCGACGGCGGCCAACGGGGGCGCGCGAGCCGCCACGUCGGCGACGUGGGACAUGACCGGGCGCGGAUGGCCGGGCAUCGACGAGGAGGAUGGUGGCGUCGGGGUGGACGUCGACGCCGCCGUGCCCAGGGAGUGGACGGCGCAGGUGGAGCCCGGCGUCCAGAUCACCUUCGUCACGCUGCCUGGCGGCGGCAACGAUCUCAAGCGCAUCCGUUUCAGCCGGGAGAUGUUCAACAAGUGGGAGGCGCAGCGGUGGUGGGGAGAGAACUACGACCGCAUCGUGGAGCUGUACAACGUGCAGACAUUCAGCGGCCGGCAGCAGGGGGGCUCCACCCCCACCUCCUCCGUCGACGACUCAGUUCUGAGAGAUUCGUCCUACUCCCGGGGCGGCUCCACCCGGGCAGAGAGUCCGGUGGCCAUGAUCCCGCCGCCAUCCUCGUCGCUGAGCAGAGACCCGCCGGUGUCCCGGAGCAUGUCGUGCAAGGCGAUGAUGCCUCCGCCGCCGCCGUCAGGCAGCAGCUACGCCGCAGGGCCUUCCACCAGGGCGGCGCCGUGCUACCCGUACGCGGCGGCCGUGCCGGACCCGUCCGACCACGUCUGGGCGCACCACUUCAACAUGCUCAACUCCGCCGGCGGAGGCCCGUCCUCCUACGACCCGUCGCGCGCCACCACGUCGUCCCGCGACGAGGCGUCCGUGUCCAUCAGCAACGUCAGCGACACGGAGGCGACGGAGUGGAUCGAGCAGGACGAACCUGGCGUCUGCCUCACCAUCCGCGAGCUCGGAGACGGCACCCGCGAGCUCCGCCGCGUGCGGUUCAGCCGGGAGAGGUUUGGCGAGGACAGGGCCAAGGUGUGGUGGGAGCAGAACAGAGACAGAAUACAAGCUCAGUACCUGUAA